CCGAAAAUACGCGUUAAACAUCUUUAUUCAUCUUAUCCAUUUAUUUCUUAAUUAGGGACCACACUCUCUUUCAAAAUGCAGCAACUAACAACAAAAUCGCAUAAUUUAGAGUAUUAAUCAUUUAAAAGAAAAUGUAUAUUUCGUUAGUCUGUAAGUAAGGUUUGAAACGCAAAGUAAAUCUCAAGUAAUGCCAAAACUAUACUGCCACUUUUCCCUGGAUCUAAAAAAUGGGCCUAAUAAUAAAAUAAUUACUAAUUUGAGUCAUUAGUUAGUAAUUUUAGUCAUUUUAAUUUUAGUUUUAGUCUACCAACUUUACUGACUUUAGUUUUAGUAAAUUUAAAUUAAAAGCUGUCAGUGUCAGCUGCGAAUUUGUUGCAAUGUGUGAAGAACGUGGCCAAAUAAAUGGCUUAAAGGCAGAAGCAAGGUUAACAGAGUUAAAAAAGCUUUCAGCAAAUGUAAGUUAAGUAUAAGCCCACUAUUACUAAUUACUUAUAAAUUAUAUGGCAGUGGACUCAGUGGUUGUAGUAUCAGGAUUUUUCUUAGACUUGUCACAUGAAAAAAAUAAAAAAAUUUGCAUGGCAUGAUAGACCGCCCAUAUGCAUUAGACUAAUUAGAGAAAUGCAGGGAGCACAGCUGCUUUGUAUGCUUCAUUUUUGUUUGAGUGCUGAUACUUACUUUUUCAUUUUAUAUUGUUAGUUGGUUAAAUUAUUGAAAAAUAAUGUAUUUUCCAAUAUUCAAAAUACCGGUAUUCAAAUGAAUGAACUUAUUUAAACAGCCACCUUUUAGUGGAAACAAUUUGAUACACAGUGCCCGGUCUUGUUGAGAAAAGAGCGUGCCCGCCGGAAGGUUAAGCCUUUCACCAUAUACUUGAACAUUGGGCUCAACAUAAGUAGUUCAUGGAGCUGGUUUGAAAAGUACCUCAGUCUUUUUUGUGUUAAUGGUGAGACUGAAUUUUGUGCAGGCAUUGGAGAAAUUAGUAACUCGCAGAUCUCCCCAGAAUCUUUACCCUUUGAUGCAGUCCCAGCUUGGCUGGGCGGGACGACCGCUUGCCCAAAAGAAUAUUCUUUGAUGAGCUUGAGCAUGGAAGGAUGUUUGCUGGUGGUCAGAAAUGCUUUAAAGGCACCUUUAAAGCCUCAUUUAAAACAUUCUAUAUAGACACAGACACAUGGGAAGAAGCCUCAAAGGACAGAGCAUUGUGGAGUUCCUCUGUACACAACGGUUCCAUACAACUGGAAGCCAACAGAAAAACGGCUGCAGAGCACAAAAGACAUGCCCAAAAAGUCCGGUUUAACUCUGCACCUGGAGAUGUCCCAUCAAUCUCCUGCAUGUACUGCACAAGAACAUUUCGUGCCAGAAUCAGCCUCAUCAACCAUCUGGACACCCACAGCAAAUUUCACAAUUAGCACAUCCAAUGAUUAAGGUGGUAAUAGUUGAUUUCUGCUGAGGGACUUAGUGUUUAAGUGUAGCCAAAACAUUUUAUUUGUAUUUUGUCAAAACAAUUAUUAAGGCUUACCAUUCUUGUGACACAUGCUCUUGAUACACAAGUUAUAUGUAUUGUUUAUCAGUCCAACCUUAUUUAUUAAGACUUAUUACUAAAUUACUGGCCUUCUUAUUUUGUAUUCUUAUUUUACUAGAAAUAAUGGAUAUAUAUUUUUGGAACCCCAGCCUAUAUGACACUUUAUCAUGUGUGUAUACAAAUUAGCCAAACAUGCCUAGAGCCUCAUUGGUAUUUUAUUCACAAGUUAAAGCUUUAAAAAAGAAUUUGAGAACUCAAAAAGAACUAAAUUCUUUCUGAUUCUUAUAAUUUGUUCAGAGAACUUUAAAGAAGGAAGGGCCCAACUGUAACUUAUAAGACAAAUGAAAAGGGUUGAAAUAGUGCUGAAUUACUCAAAUAUUUUACAGCUUGAUCAUGAACUGCAUACAAAGGAUAAACUUAUGUUUCAAUUGAUACAUGACAAAAACAGUCUUUCGAGGAAUGUUGACCAGGAAACCCCUGUUUCUCUAAAUGCUGAAAUUUUAUCACAGUAAGCUGCAUUUUUAAUUAUUUGUUAUAAUUUUGUCAACUUAUCAACAUUUACAGGUACAUUUCAUAUUCUCAAAUUAAAUUUUGGCAGCGCUAGGUAGAUAUUUUAGUGAAAAUGUUCUUUAGUACAUUUUAUUUUAAACCUAAGAAUUUAUUUUAGUUCAAAAAAAAAUUUUUUUAAAAUUUCUUUCAUCCUUUUUUUAAACCCGUCUAAGCUAUAUGUAGCGUUUCAAAGCUUGAUUUCACAAUUUCAACAUUUCCCCUGAUUUCUUCUUAAUAAAAUUGGAAUUACUGUGGUAAAUCUUAAUUUCCCCCCAAUCAGUCUCAUAUAAAAUUAUAUAUUAAACCUCUCCUUGAUAUAUUUUAAACCCAACUUGCUGUUUAAUAAGAAAAAUGGAUUAAGUUAAAUAUUUCAUUAAAUUAAAUGGUGUAAAAAAUUAACGUAAAAUUCUUUUAAGUUAUAUGGAGAGCACUAAGUUUUAUAACUUUUUUUAGUAAAAAAAAAAAAAAGACAACAUAUAAAGCACUUACUCCUUGUCAUCAAAAAAAAUUUUUUACAAUGCAUUAUUUAAAUAAAAAUUCUUUGUAAAUUAAAAGAAGAAUAAAACAAAUGGCACUAAUUAUUAGUUUAAUAUGUUAUUCAGUAUAUUUAUAUUUUUUCCCUAUUCAGCAAUAAAUACAUAUUGCCGCUUGUGAAAGAAAUUUAUUUACUUGAAUUAAAAGUAAAAGAAUGUCAGAAGGAGUAUGAGAACAAAAAUCUUAAAUGGGAAAUAGCAAAUCUCGGUUUUAGCUUACUUGCAGGUAAGUGUUUUAAAAUUAUAAAAUAAUUAAUCUUCAGUUACCAGAUAUAUUGAAAUUAUUGUCAAUUAAAUUACAUUAAAAAAAGAUUAUCUAUAUUAUAAUUAAGUUGUAUAAUUAAAAAAUAACCUUAAUGCAUUGAAUCUACCUUAAUUUAAAAAUAUUACAAUAGUUUAUAUGCCGGUAGCCUAAACUUGUGAUAAAUUAUUAUAUUUUUCAGAUUCUUUUGAUGAAAAUGACUGCGUUUUAAAGCAAUGGCUGAGAGAACUUAAUGACAUGGUUAAAGCAGGUGAAUGUUAUCCAUACACAUACAAUUUAAUGUCAGCUUUAAAAAAAUAGAUUUGCUAUGUUUUCAGUUAUUCAUCAUCAAUGUUUAAAACCAUAUCAUUUAGUAUUUUAAUGUUAACAAAGCAAAUUAAUCUCACAAACUUGAAUUAUUACGGUAUAAUAUACAUAGUACCGGCAUGAGUUUCAACAUAUUACUGCUUUACACAGAUCAAUGACUGAACUUUUUAUUUAUAAUUGCAUAAUUAUUGAAUAUUUUAUUAAUUAUAUAUUCUCUUUUGUGAUUGUUCUGCAGCAUUCUAAAUUGACUGCUAUUUUAUUUUACCACACAGUUGAAAAAAGUAAAGAUAUCUCAAGCAUUGAAGACCAGUAUCAGAUAACAAACAUUACCUACCAAAUAAAACUAACAGAGCUGAACUGUUUACAUGAGAUCCUUGGGUUUACUGUAUUGAACAAAGGCGUUCAUGUGAGAGUAAAAAUAACUACCAAAGUGGCAUGUACCGAUGUUCAGUAAGUCAUAUAAAUUUCCUAGUAUAAUAGAAUAGCCUAAUAAUACAAUUACCUACAAUUUUCUCCAGAAGUAUUUCAGAAAAUUAAAUCGUAAAGAUAAUUCUAAGAAUUUGCACAUAUAUUUUUUUUUCUUUGAAUAUUGAAGGUAAUUAAAAUCCUAAUUUUUUCCACAGUUUAAUGUCAAAGGGUGAUUUUAGCCUUGAUGUCAACAGUGAUACAUUUAUUGAAGGAUUGUCAGAAAAAGUGAAGGAUCUUUUAAUAAAUGAUGGAUGCAUCUCCAAUGUUAUAUCAACAGUAGCUAAUUACAUUGAAAAUGAUAUGGCUCCUUAUGUUAUUAUAAUCCCAAUAAAGAAAAAGAAGAAAACCAAAGUACUGAAGGGUAAAGAAAGUUUAGUUAAGGAUUAAAAUUAAACUUAAGGGCAAGUUAAAUCCCUAAACUGAAUUAGGAAAUUUAAACAUUUUUGUGUGUUUCUGUUAUUAGAAAUCAUGUUAAAAAUUAUUUUAUUUUAAAAUCUCUGUAAGUAAAAAAUAAUGUUUUAAAUUUAAUUAAUUGUUUAAGUAAGGUAAGUGAUUGCAAAUAUAUACCCCAAAAAUGACCCAAUUUUAAAAUCUCAGAUGCUAAGUACAGACAGACCUAGAACCUUACAAAUUUAACAUGUAGUCCUCAUUGGUUUACAAUUGGUUUCCUGGUUAGUAAAAUAUUUGUAGUACUGUGAAGUAAAAAAUGUAAUUUACCUUAAUUUCUCAGAUAUCCAUGUUCUUGAUAAUUGAUAAACAAGAUAUUUUUUAGCCCAUUUAUUUACCAUAUGUUAUCUUAUUAUCUAUAUAUAUAAUUCCCCAGCUAAGGUAAAAAAAGACGGGUCAAACAAGACGCAGGCUAUUUAUAGAUACGAUAGAGUGUGGUUCAAUAACGAGUACACUAGCGCGUAAAAUAUAAUUCCCUAUAACUACGCUAAAUGAUAUAUAUAUAUUUAAUAACGCAAUUGUGUUUGGUGUGUAAUAUUUUCUUUUCAGAAAUAAAAUCGUCUCAAUUUAAGUAUUGUGUAAAAUAUUAUUCGGUUUAAAAGUGGUUUGGACAUGAGAAUAUUAAUAUAGUUCAUGGGCGUGAAAUAAAAAGUGUGCAGUGACGCAUCAUGGGGGAAGGGGUGUAGCAACUGUCAUUCCCCGAAGAAUUUCUUAACAGUCUUACUCCCACUGGCAUGCCUCCGCAUAAACUCAAAAAUAAAAUUGGUUCAGUUGUCAUGCUUAUCAGAAACCUCAUGCCAGCAAGAGUUCUCUGUAAUGGCACUAGACUGACUGUUACCAACAUUCACUGCAAUGUGCUAAAGUGUCGAACUAUGGCAGCUGCCACCGCAAAAACUGUCCUUAUUUCCCGGAUUUCCCUCACAACAUCAGAUUCAAAUUUACCUUUUACUUUUACGCAGGGACAAUGUCCUGUUAGAUUAUCCUUUGCAAUGACAAUUAAUAAGGCACAGGGACAAAGUUUCAAAACGAUAUGCUUCUAUCUACCAAAACCGGUCUUCAGUCACGGACUGUUGUAUGUAGCUCUCUCCAGAGUUCCAUCUUUUCACGCAAUCACUGUUGUAUCCUCAAACCCACCCCAUUUAACUUUGUCUUUCACGAAGUCUUCACUCAUCUAUGAGCAAUUCAGCAACGUAUGCUACAUCGCGGGUCGACUAGUAAUAUAUAAUUUGGCAGCAAAGGUCAAAGACCACCACCAUGCAAGCUAUAUAUAGAUGCGCCAGAGUGUGGUUAAAUAAUGAGUUCGCUAGCGCGCAAAAUAUAAUUCCUGAUAACUACGCUAAAUGACAUAUAUAGAUUUUUUAUAACGCAAUUGCAAUUGGUAAUAUUUUCUUUUCAGAAAUGAAAUCGUCUCAAUUUAAGUAUUGUGCAAAAAAUAUUCGGUUUAAAGGUGGUUGGGACAUGAGAAUCUAUAUACCGUAUAUAAUUCGCCAGCAAAGGUCAAACAACAUGCAGGCUAUUUAUAGAUACGCCAGAGUGUGGUUCAAUAAGAACGAAUAAAACAGAGUAGGGUUAAACCUGAAAAAAGAUAUGCAACAAAACAAUGAACGUGUGGGCAGACAGCCUUCGUCAGCGAACAGAACAACAGAAAAAACGGUAUAAAAAUAAGAAAUAUCACUUAGCUUAAACGUAGUAUCCGUGGGCAGCAAAAUAAAUGUCACAUUUCAUGGGGUAGGGGUGUAGCAAAUAUUGGGAUUCUUAAAUGUGCCUUACUUGAGUUCAUGUUUUGUCAAGUAACUUUACUAGAUGGGAAGUUCAUGCAUUGCUGUCGCCAAUGUUUGGCGGGCUAUAUCUAGUAUUAUAUAAUUUAAUUAAUACUGUAUUACCAAGAAGCCUAUUGUUUGUGUGUGUGUUUGUAUAUAUGUGUAUUUACCAUAUGGUUUGAUGCUGAGCAAAAGAAUUCAUUUCAGACCCUAAAUUAGGAAAUAUCAAAUAAUCAUCAUGAUUAACACAUUCUGCAUCAGUUAUUUAUAGUUUGCCAGUUCCAUAGAGGUGCUGUGCAUAAUCUUGUUAAGAGCUCUUUAGUAUGUAUUCCGUAGCCAAAGUAUUUAGCCCCAAGCAGCCAAGAGUUUUCAAUUCUGAUAUGUUAAUAUUUUAGAAACUACGUUGACAACAAAUAUGGCAUAUGGUGUAUACUUAGGUGAAAAGACUUUUGGGAAACAUUCUGCAUUUCUUCCACAAUCAACAUGUUAUAUAGCUUAAAUCUUACUUGUAAUUUGUAACGAAGUGGUUUAUGUGCGCUGCCAACGCCUACCAUUGUUAAGAAAUCAAAGGUUAUAUGUACUUUUUAUGAUUUCAGGUACAGGUAUUCAGUUUUGAACAUUUUAACUGCCAUUUUUUUUUAAGUUGCUAAUAAAUUGUUUUGUAUUUCUGCUAA
Lymnaea stagnalis (great pond snail) is the source of this 6515-nucleotide messenger RNA. The record is from the annotation of a GenBank genome assembly. NCBI's taxonomy places the organism in Eukaryota, Metazoa, Mollusca, Gastropoda, Lymnaeidae.